AGGGAGCCACAGACACUUAGAUACAGUUUCUAAAUAAUCCUUAGCUUCCACAUCCCGCCUGAAAAGAAAUGACGAGCACCGAAGGGUGGGGGUGGGGGGCACGAAGGACAAAGCUUGAGGUGAAGGGAGACAUGGAGGGGGGUGGGGGUGCCUGGCUGACGGGGAAGCAGAGCCGGCUGGCGCGGGGUUGGCGGCUGGUGCCCAGAAAGGGGCGCGAGUGUCAGUCAGUCCUUCCUCCCUACCCUCUCCCUUACCCCUACCCUGUCUGGCGUCCGUCUGCAGGUCUGCAGGUCACGGCGGAGAGAACGCCUGGGAGCAAACGGCCGGGAGAGGCCGUUCCCAACAUGGACAGAUCCUGCCAAGCAAAUGAGCAGCCACAGGGUUUGCCCGAGAUGGACAAGGAGCAGCCUCGGGCGGAGCCCUCGCCCGAAGAGCCUCGUGGGGAGGAGCCUUGUCGGGAGGAGCCUCGUCCGGAGGAGCCUUGUCCGGAGGAGCUUUCUACCGAGGAGCUGUCUUCCGAAGAGCAAUCCUCCGAGGACGAGUUCUUUCCCGAGGAGCUCCUUCCCGAGCUCCUUCCCGAGCUGCUGGUGGCCGAGGGGCGCCCCCUAGAGGAGCGCCUUUCCGGGCCGGACCUGUUCGAGGCGCGCCCUCCCAUGGAGCAGCCUCCUUGCGGAGUGGGAAAACAUAAGCUGGAAGAAGGAAGCUUUAAGGAAAGGCUGGCUCGCUCUCGCCCGCAGUUUAAAGGGGACAUACACGGCAGAAAUUUGAGCAACGAGGAGAUGAUAAAGGUAGCAGAGGAGAUGGAAGAGAUGAAAAGAGUACGAAACAAAUUGAUGAUCAUGCACUGGAAGGCGAGACGGAACCGUCCUUAUCCUAGUUAAUGUGUCCGGCCUUUAAUGCUGGUUUGCCUAAUUUCAGUAUUGCCACUCGAAUCCCUCUCGCCAUCUUCUUAAUUUUAACUUUUUUUUGCAUGGCUUUAUUUAAGGUGUUUCGCUUGUAACUGGUGUAAAAUUGGGCUUCCUUCCCCUCCCAUCUGCAAGUCUCCCUAUCAAUCAUGUCUCAUCCAUUUGCAUGGAAAGAUGGACAUUAUAUAUUGUGAAGUGAAAAAAGCAAUUUUCAAAAAGUAUAUGUAGUAUCCCAUUUUUGUAAAAAAAAUGUAUAUUUAUAUAUUAAUAUGCAAAGUAAAACAAAGUAUAUACUUCAAAGGCUUAACAGUGGCUGUUUUGUGGUAAGAUAAUAGGUGUUUGUUUUUCAUUUUUGCUUUGUUGGAACUUCUCAUUUUUUCAGGACGAACACAUUGUACUUGUGUUGCAAAAAAUUCCACACCCCCAAAUAAUGGGGGAAAUGUCAAGCAAUUUAUACACUAUCACCUUAUAAAGACAAUGUAGCACUUAAUAAAUACUUGUCAGAACUUUGAAAAA
This is a messenger RNA of Myotis lucifugus (little brown bat), 1421 nucleotides long. It is a transcript of the gene TCEAL1, whose product is annotated as transcription elongation factor A like 1. The transcript is spliced from 2 exons. NCBI's taxonomy places the organism in Eukaryota, Metazoa, Chordata, Mammalia, Chiroptera, Vespertilionidae. The record is from RefSeq and is a predicted model, not a curated record. The coding region runs from base 69 to 881 and encodes 270 amino acids.